Messenger RNA from Mya arenaria, 4508 nucleotides. RefSeq names its product mitochondrial amidoxime-reducing component 1-like. Bases 263 to 1255 code for a protein of 330 amino acids. Lineage: Eukaryota; Metazoa; Mollusca; Bivalvia; Myida; Myidae. The record is from RefSeq and is a predicted model, not a curated record. Gene Ontology annotation, molecular function: molybdenum ion binding; catalytic activity; pyridoxal phosphate binding. The transcript has 7 exons.
GUUCAUGUUUCAAUGAUUCACUUUUUAUUGUUUUAUGAUAUUUCUACACGAUCAAAAGUCAGAAACGAUAAAAUUGUUUAAGAUAUCAUUUAUUUUACAUAUUACAAAAUUUUCAUAAGUUGACAGUUUGUUUUGACAGCUGUUUUAGACAUUUAAAGUCCGAAGCAUCUUUGAUCGUGGGUUACACUACACCAUUAUCUGAAUUUUAUCAAUAUUUACAGACAUACUGUUAUCACUGCCAACACCUAGUCCCGGUACCAGAAUGUUUGACAACUUAGACCCUCGGUUAAAAAUACUACUUGGUGUUGCCGGCUCACUUAGUGCCAAGUAUGUAAUUGGUGCGCUGAUGAAGCAAAAGCGGGAUGACAGGUUUGAGUUGGUAGGCCAUGUGGACCAGCUGAUCUGCUACCCGGUGAAGUCAUGCCCUGGAAUCAGUGUACAGGAGGCCUACUGUUCAGAGUUUGGUCUUAGGGUGGAUUGGGUAACCGACAGGCACUACAUGAUAACAAGGCCAAAUGGUCGCUUCCUGUCUCAGAGACAGGAGCCGAGCAUGGCACUGAUCAGUGUGAGCAUCACGCCAAAAGGGGUUGAACUGAGGGCCCCAGACACCAGACCCCUACUCUUGCCAAAGCUUACAUCGAAACAGGGACAGAAUGUGAUCAGCGUGAACAUAUGGGAGGUUGAACGUGAUGCUGUAGACUGUGGGGAAGCCGCCGCCCAAUGGGUCUCCAGUUACCUCGGAACAGUUGGUUAUCGUGUUGUCUGCUACACCCACGACCUUCCCAAGUCAUACUACAUGACCUUUCCAAAACCAUGGACUACCCGAGCACUUGAAACAGAUGCAACAGGUUUUGCUGACUGGGCCACCUACUUGGUAGCAACGAGUGAAUCUAUCAAUGCUGUGAACAAACAACUAAAGGGCAAACCCGUCACUGUAAGAACCUUCCGACCAAACAUCCUCAUUGCAGGCACUGAUCCCUGGGAAGAGGACACAUGGGAAGAAGUGAUUAUUGGUGCGGAUGUUCGAAUGAGGUGUUUGGAUGCUUGUGCUAGGUGUACGCUGACCACUGUGGACCCAGAAAAAGGGGAGAGAAGGGCAGACGGGGAGCCAUUGAAAACUCUGAAGAGAAUACGCUCUAUUCCUCCAUACAAUAAAUAUGAUGAAUGCGUGUUUGGUGUGAACACAGCCCCUGACAUUUGUGGGAUAGUCAAGGUUGGAGACCCAGUCUACGCCAUCAAGACUACCAGCCUGUAAUAACACUCUGAUAUUUUUGGCUUUCAAAGAGACUCUUUCAUAGAUUAGCUCCAAAAUGAAUUAUAUAUCAAAUUUACAUUGAAACUGUUUUCAUUUAGAAUAAUGUGAUAUUGACCACCAAAGUGUACAAAUUUUCUAGCCGACCUUGUCAGUUCUGAUCAGGGAACCCUUGCAGUCCUGGUCCAGGAAAACAUUUUCUGGAAGAGUUGCAAAUGUUGCUAUGAAAGAGUCCCUUUACAGCUCAUGCAGUCUUCACCAUAAUAAGUGUUGAUAGUUGUAAUAUAUACAUGUUAAAGGACUCUACUUUUAACUUGCACUACUUUACAUUUACAAUCAUUUUAUGUUUGUUAAUGUUAUUAUAUAAUGCACAUGUACCCGGUGUACUAAAUUUAGGAUAUUAAGCAGUAUACUAUGAACUUCAUACAAUUAUAUAUAUGAAUUUGAAGUUAGUCAUUUCAGUGUCUCAAUUAAAGAAUUUAUUGUUUGUAAAGGCGUGGCAAAGGCUACAUUGUCUGCAUUUUAAUUAAGCAUAAUAAUGAGUUUAUUAUUAAUCAUGAAACUUGAUUGGCAAACACUGGUGGUGCAUUCAAUUAAAUGAGAAGUGUUUCAAAAGAUAUAAAUGCUACAAAAUAUAUUUUAGAUUAUCUACCUCACAAAGUGCCAUAAGCCAUUAUAUCUCAUUUUAAAAAUGAUCUAAAGUGUAUGAAAAGUUCUAAUAAAAUAGAUUCAUGGUUAUAGUUUCUUGGACUUUAAACGUUUCAAUACAAUUUAUCUUUACCAUUUUCUUUGUUUGCAUAAUAUUAAAGUAAUAUUAUCUACAUGUUUGUUAUCAGAUAACUCAUUGUCAGGAUUUUUAUUCAUUGAUUUGUUUUAUAAAAACAUUUAAAUUGAUUUAAUGAGGUGAAAUUGAUAUUAUUCAUUUAUUUCAAUAUUAUUACUCUCUCCACAAGUGCCAAUGGAUAUUUUCAUAUAUAUCAAACAUAUCUUAUAUUUCUUUAAAGUGACACUCUUAUUCAAAAUCAAUACAUAAACAUGUAUAACAAACAUAAAUUUUGACUGAUAAACCUUAAACAACUUACUAAAUAAUACAUUUAUGGAAAAUAUUAAUUACUGAUAACAAGAUUGUAGCCGUGUAUUUAAUAGCAGAAAGCCCCAAAAUAAUAAAUGAUUGAUGAAUGCUAAAAGAUUAACUGUGGUCUACUUAAGUCUCAUAAGGCUGAAAUACUGUGUUUUAUGCUCAUUUCUUUCAAAUUAAACUCGGUAUCCUUCAUAUGAACAAUGGUUUUUGAUAUUUAUUCAUCCUUUUUGAAAUAUUAAAACAAUAUUAUUAAUUGUGGUAAAUCUUAUUUGUGAGUAAGAGUGCAUCUUUAAGGAAAUUGGUAAUAAUAAGGGACUUUUUCAUUUUCUAUAAUAAGGGCCAAUUGUACCCUAAUUUCCAAUAACUAAUUUGUUAAAGAAAUAAUCACAUCUUGCUUUAUAUUUAACCCAAAAUUUAGUUCCAAGGAUAAUUAAUGCCUCAGUCACAUUUGCCGAGGCGACUGCGGGGUCUAAAAUAUCUUCAGCCAAUAGCAAUAUGGGGCCGCGCAGCAUUCCCAUGGUCAGAUAAUGUAGCAGCCACAAAACAGGUAGCCACAUGGCAUAUUUUGAAUUUGGGGAGAAAGAUAACUUGCAGCUACCGUACGGCAUUUGAAGUGAUGGUGCACGGUGGCCUGCGGUGGCCAUAGUUCUUAUGCAAAUACCAAGGCAGUUGCAUGGCAGCUAGUCAGACCCUACCGCUACCCACCAUAAGUGUAAAAUUGCUACGGCAAACCUAGAAAUAAAAGUUUUAUCUCUGCAGUUUAAUCCCACGGCAACCCUUUCAACCUGUAAAAGAUAGGGAUAUGCUCUAGAGUGUCCCUGUGGCCACCAUAGAUCCUCUGCAACAUGUAUCUCUUGAAUAUUUUUUUUUGGAGGGGGUGGGGCAUAGGCCGCUGUAUCCUAGCUGUAGAGCAAAUGUGACUAAGGCAUUAAGGAUGAUUAAGUUAUAUGCCAUGUUGUUAGCAUAGUGGUAAAUGAAGAACACAAGAAGGUAAGCUAUGAAAGUAACAAAAUACAUCUUAUUUCCUUUAUGAUUUUUACGGCUAACUUUUUCACAAUUUCAUGAUACAAAUCACUACAAUUUCCCAGUAUAGAAAGACUAGUUCGUUCCAGCGUGUUUUUUUUCGCCCUUUGGGAAUGGGGCUCACUGGUGCCUUUCUGAUGCUAAACAAGCAUCAUUUUGACUAAAAUGUGCAUAGAAAGGGACAUUGAUGCUUAAAACACAAAUAGGUAAGAAAUAAUGUUUGUUUGUUUAAGAAUACGUUUCAGUACAAAAGACAUAGGGUACAAUUUAAAAAAAAGGUGUUUUUUUGUUUUGUUUUAAAAACCAACAAAUUUGGAAAUUUUAUAUUCAUAUUUGGGAAAAAUGUAUAAUUUAUGCUUUAGCAUUGGAAAUGAGCUGUAUUUUGUCCUUAAAUUGAUCAGAAAAACACACCUUGUCUUGUCCAGUUGUUGUUAAAAAAGUCCUGAACAUUCUUCAGCUUAUAUACACUUUACCAAUCUUUGUCAAAUGGGCAUUUGCAUAUGAAGUUCAGUUUAAUCAUUUUUUUUGUUUUUGCUUAUAGUCGCUUUUAUACUCAGUUUAUUUCAUUAUUCAGAAUUGUAUGUUAAGAGGUAUGAUAUUUAGUGUGUAUUUGACAAUUAUAAGCAUUAAUUUUUUUUACCUUCUUAAAGGGACUCGCUCAUGUUUUUUUAAAUGCACUUUUUUUAUGACAUAAUAAAGAGUGGCAAAUCAUAAGGAAUGUUAAAACUAAGAAUAUGACAGCUAAAACCCUUCAACAAAUGUUGAUAUGUUGCUCAAAUACCGUCUUUGAAUGUUGUGAUUUGAAUAGCAUUAGUAACUAAAGCCUUAAAGGUUAAAAUAUACCUCAGCUUAUGCAAGGGUACUUUUGGGUGAGUGGUUUUGUUGCCAAUUCUCUAUUUUGAUCUUGACUGUUCCGGCAUGGGUCCGCUCCCCACUAAAACCAUUUUUUUUAUUUUUUGUUUGUAUUUGUUGCUGCAGUUUCGGUAUCAAAGAGUAAUAUAAUUAUAAUAUUAGUGUUUUCUCAGAUGCAGUAGCAUGAAAACAAAUAUUGGUAAACAACAUGAGCAAGUCUCUUUAAAGGUCAAUUCCUAUAUAUGCUUCAGGGAUGAGUAUAUUUUUUUAUGCGUAAUCAAGAAUAAAAAAUAAAAAUUA